AUGGGCGGAGACGAAGAACAUUCUCUUCCAGAGCUCAGAACAAGUGCUCCGGAUGCCGAGCAAACUCGUGCUAGGGAAUUGGAAUCGAAGAGAACGAAAAUUAGUGUCCUUGUAGGAUCCGGUAUAAUUCAGCUGCCGAUAUGGGGGUUUGCCAUGAGCUAUGGUAUAUUCCAGGAGUACUAUUUCAACAACUGGACGUUAGAAGGAGACCGUACCAUAACCGGUGUUAUUGGUACCACGGCUAAUGGUGUCAUGUACCUAUCCAUGCCUUUUCUUUUCGCGCUUUUUACUAGACGGUGGGCUCGUUGGCGCCAAAUCGCAGCUCUUUGUGGCACAUUGAUUGCAUGCGUCAGCCUCUUCCUCUCCGCUUACAGCACCACUGUGUGGCACUUGGUUGCGACUCAGGGUAUCGCAUCUGCGUUGGGAUGUGCUCUUGUGUAUAGUCCAAUGACGCUCUCUCUCGGCGAGUGGUAUACAUCCAGCAACCGUGCAGUGGCAUAUGGUAUUGUUUUGUCUUGCAAGAACAUUGUUGGGACUAGCUGUCCAUUUAUGAUUCGAGCUUUGAUUGAUGCUUACGGCUAUAAGACCACUUUAAAAGCCUGGGCGGCAAUUGUGGGUGGGACAAGUCUUUUCGCUAUUCUAAUGAUACCUACCCACCCAUCAAAGAUUUCGAUACACAAGACUCGAGCUCGAAAGAUUCCAUGGCAUUUCCUCGGACACCGGUCUAUCUACUUCUAUAGCAUUGCCAUUAUAUUUCAAAGCUCUGGGUAUGGUAUUCCACAAAGCUAUUUGAGCACUUACGCUCGAGAUGUCACUCUGCUGUCUCAGACCUCGGGCACACUGAUGCUAGCUCUCUUCAAUGCACCCGGCAUUAUUGCUUCUUCUUUCUUCGGAUGGCUGAGUGACAAUCAAAAAGUCCGUCUUUCAGCCCAGACUGUGUCCGCAAUCCCACCCGUCGCCUGCGCUAUUUUCACGUUCUUUUUUUGGGGUUUGACUACUCCAGGCAAUCUUGGCCUGCUCUUGGUUUUCUCCAUGACCUUUGGUUUCUUCUCCAGCGGCUAUAGUGCUACCUGGGGAGGAAUGCUCAAGCAAAUGGAGCGCGAAUCUGCAGAAAGAAACGAAGCUGUCGAUCCUGGAAUGCUCUAUGGUUUACUAAAUGGCGUCAGAGGAAUCGGAUAUGCAAGUGGUGGGCUUGCUGGCGUGGGACUGUUGAAUGCUGGAACCAUUUCAGCUAGCCCCCGCUUCGGUUAUGGAACUUCAUACGGACCCCUCAUUGUCUUUACGGGAGUUUCUUCCCUCCUGGGAGGUUGGGUUGUUUUAUGGAGAUGGAAUCCGAAAAGACUUUUGCCGUUGAUCUCAAGGAGCUGA
Messenger RNA from Talaromyces amestolkiae, 1368 nucleotides. RefSeq lists its product as uncharacterized. Gene Ontology annotation, biological process: transmembrane transport. The transcript has 2 exons. Bases 1 to 1368 code for a protein of 455 amino acids. Gene Ontology annotation, cellular component: fungal-type vacuole membrane. The record is from RefSeq and is a predicted model, not a curated record. Lineage: Eukaryota; Fungi; Ascomycota; Eurotiomycetes; Eurotiales; Trichocomaceae. Gene Ontology annotation, molecular function: transmembrane transporter activity.